Messenger RNA from Populus trichocarpa (black cottonwood), 1832 nucleotides. RefSeq names its product amino acid transporter AVT1H. The coding region runs from base 158 to 1558 and encodes 466 amino acids. Lineage: Eukaryota; Viridiplantae; Streptophyta; Magnoliopsida; Malpighiales; Salicaceae. The record is from RefSeq and is a predicted model, not a curated record. Gene Ontology annotation, molecular function: amino acid transmembrane transporter activity. Gene Ontology annotation, cellular component: vacuolar membrane. The transcript is spliced from 4 exons. Gene Ontology annotation, biological process: amino acid transmembrane transport.
UGUUCUUGUUCGUUUCGCAUCGAUACUUCCCCCAGAAACUACAUAUAGAAAUUCCCAUAGAGAUACCCCAGAGAUUUGCCAACUCCUCUGUAAAUUCCCCAUGAUCAGUAGCUAGCACCGACUUGAUGGAGACCACCUGCAAAUCCAAUCACAUACUAUGAUACAGAUCCCAGAAGCAGACAGUCUCCAUCGUCAGAGUAUUCAAGUUGAGACUGAGACAGUUCAUGGUGAGAAACUUGCUCUGCAGUGCAUGGGCUGCGAUGCUUGUGUAGAGAAUAAAGGGUGCAUGUGUGAUCACAGCACCCAAGAUUUAAAGAGUGUUGUAAAUGAAGCAGAUGUUGAGGAUCAUACCGAGGCUAAUAGUUCCUUUGCGCAUUCUGUCAUCAACAUGAUUGGAAUGCUCAUAGGGCUUGGGCAGUUAUCUGCUCCAUAUGCUUUAGAAAAUGGAGGAUGGGCUUCUGCAUUCUUGCUGGUUGGAAUAGGUGUAAUAUGUGCAUAUACAUCCCUUCUGCUUGGAAAAUGCCUUGAAAAGAGUCCCUCAUCAAGGAGCUAUGCUGAUAUUGGACAGCAUGCAUUUGGCUCCAGAGGAAGACUUUUGGCUUCGACCUUCAUUAACGUGGAGAUUUUCAUGACCCUCGUAUCCUAUACCAUAUCACUGCAUGACAACCUUAUAACAGUAUUUGCAGGGACACAACUUAGGCUACUAAUAUGGACCAAAUUAUCUACAUCUCAGUUACUAACCAUGAUCGGGGUGCUGAUAGCACUUCCUAGUAUGUGGAUGACAGAUCUCUCUUCCAUAUCUUUCCUUUCAUCCGGCGGCAUUCUCAUGUCCAUUAUCAUUUUCACUUCUGUGGCAUGCAUUGCCAUCUUCCAAGUUGUGAAAGCUAAUCAUAGUAUACCUGCUCUCCACCUCCAUAAGAUUCCUGCCAUAUCUGGCCUUUACAUCUUCUGUUAUGCUGGCCACAUCGUGUUUCCCAACUUGUAUAAAUCCAUGAAGGAUCCAUCUAAGUUUACCAAGGUGUCUAUAGUGAGCUUCGCUUCGGUGAUAGCACUUUACACAUCAUUAGCAUUCACGGGAGCCAAAUUAUUCGGCCCUGAAGUAAGCUCUCAAAUAACCCUAAGCAUGCCUCGACAUCUUAUCAUUACAAAGAUUGCACUAUGGGCAACCGUGAUAACACCCAUGACCAAAUAUGCCCUUGAGCUUGCGCCCUUCUCCGUCCAGAUAGAACACAGCCUUCCUGGUUCUUUUAGUUCCAGGACCAAGACAAUCAUAAGAGGCGCUGUGGGCUCAUUCCUGCUACUAAUAAUACUAUCUAUAGCACUUUCCGUUCCAUAUUUUGAGCAUGUCCUCAGCCUUACAGGCUCCCUUGUGAGUUUCAGCAUUUGCAUAGUUUUCCCCUGUGCCUUCUAUAUCAAGAUUUCAUCGGCUCAAUUAUCUAAGUUUUCCCUGAUCCUAAAUGCGACCCUUCUUGCAUUUGGGCUACUUCUUGGGGUCGCUGGGACCAUAUCCUCUUCAAAGUCGAUCUUUACAAGUCUAAAAAGAGAUCACUCAGCCUGAACAAAAUAAGUUUAUGAUCCAGAGAUUAUCCACAAUCCUGAACUCUUUUCCACUCCAGCUAUCUACCUGAUUGAUACGCAAAAAUAACUGGGCUGCAUCUGCUGCAUAUAUACAAGGCAAUAUAUAUAGUUGAAGCGGGCUAGCUGAUGCAUUCUUACAUUAUAAGACAUGGAAAGAGUUUUUGGGUGUAUGAAAUUGCAGUGACAACUUGCACAAAUUGAUUCUCUUGUUGUAAAUUUACUUAUAAAUCAUAAAACAAGGUUGCUUUACAUUA